Molecule: messenger RNA, 2698 nt
Organism: Cotesia glomerata
Lineage: Eukaryota; Metazoa; Arthropoda; Insecta; Hymenoptera; Braconidae
Exons: 3
Coding region: 646-2433 (595 amino acids)
Cellular component (GO): plasma membrane
Molecular function (GO): protein binding
Source: RefSeq, a predicted model, not a curated record
UUUAAGAAAAAAUUUUAUUUAGAUAAUUUUAAUUAAUGAGUGUUUAAAAAAUAUAGAAAAAAAAAUUUUUUUCCUCAAUUUCACUAGUAAUCCAUUUUGCCCCCUCACCUUUACAGCUAAUAAAUACACAAUUAUAUAGGAAGUAAAAUUAAAAAUUAACGCUUGUUAACCACAAGAAUAGUAUUCGCGUGAUCGUAUUUACCUAUAUAAAAAUAAAAUAUAUAUUUUAUUGAAAUGAUUAAAGAACAGAAUGAAAAAAUUUAACGAUGCCGAUUAAAAGUUUAUCUAAUGAAUUCCAUCGUUUCUAUAUUAAAUAUUUAUUAAUUAAUAAAUGAUAAUUAAAACAAUAAUAUUAAUAUUAACAUGUAUUUCCGAAUGGACUUCACCUAACAUAUAAGCAUGAAGAGCAAUGGGUAACAUAUAAUUACCAUUACUAAUUACCGAGUAAUUGAAUUUAACAGACGGGCGAUAGAAUUAAUGAGGGUUGGAAUGACUCGGGUUUGCAAUAUUCAAAGUUAACAUUUGUAUUUGUAAUAUAUGUAAUUGUUUUAUUUCUUAUCGAUAAAAUAAUAUAACAUGUCUAUCUGUACUUCCAGUGAAUAAAAAUAUCUGCAAUUAUUUUUAUUGGUUUUAUUUUAUUGUUUUAUGGCAUUGAUGAUAAAAUUUAUUGAUUUUUACCAGUCGACAGAUGUUACUGAGUCAGUCGGUCACAGCAACGAAUACCGCCAGGGCCAAAGACCAAAUCCCGAGAGUUUCGGAAUGAUUGCCCAGAUAAUUGGACUAUUACUCUUAUUUUUUCGGAGCCACGGCCUCACGUCGGCUGUAUCUACCGAGGACACUUGUUGCAAAGUCCAAGUUCAAGAAAAAACCGGUGUUACCACAAGAUCGAUCCAACCAGAAGCAAAAACCUCUAUUGCGCCAUCCCAGUCUUCCGAGAGUUUGCUUGAUUGCGUCUUAGCAUCAUGUAAAACGAUUACUUUCAGCCGAGUUUUUUUAUACCAUCACCAACAAAUCGAUUCCUGCUUGUCCGCAUUUCAGGAAAGAUGCUCCGGCUCUUCAAAAAUCAAUCUGAUCUUCAAGAAAGCAACCUUCUACAAAAAUCAAAUUUCCAAAAAUUGGAUAACUUUUAGACCCGAAAACUUCGAUAUUAAAUCCAUUAGAUUUGAAGAGUGUCCAAUUGGCAGUAUCCAAUCUGAAGCUUUUGAUCUCCAAAUCUUCUCAAAAAUGGAACAGUUUCACUUGAUCAACACCAAUAUCUCAAUUUUUCACAAGAACCUCUUCCAAAAGUUAUCCAAUAUCAAAAAUUUCGCAGUUCAAAACAACCUAAUCACUUUAGCAGAGUCUUAUUUAUUUUUUGGACCAGCAGAACAAUUAGAAACUCUGGAAUUAGAUUCUUCAAUUCAAAAUUUGGAAGUGCUUAGCAAUAUAACUCUUCAAGAACUGCCAAAAGUCCAACUUUUGUCCUUGCAAGGCAAUAACAUCACUUUCAUACCCAAAACGCUUUUUGCAACAUUUCCAAAUCUUCGGUCGCUUUAUUUAGAUUCGUCCAACAUCGUAAGAAUUGAUUCGAACGCUUUUGAUGGUUUGAUUUCCAUCAAACAGGUGUUUUUGAGGAACAACCUUCUAUCUGAACUUCCUAAGGACUUGUUCCACCCAAUUUUGGUUGCCAAUAAGGAUUUCAAGGUUGCUUUGAGCGGAAAUCCUUGGAAAUGCGACUGUAAUCUAAUUUGGUUGAAGGAAUUGAUGGAAGAAUUCAGAAAUUUGGUUCUAGAAGAGCCAAUUUGUGAUAGGCCUGAAAGGAACAAGAAUUUGGGGUUUCUAAAGGCGGAUUUUUGUGAUGAAGCGAAGAUUUGGUGCAGCAAUUUGGAAGAUUUGAUUGAAAUAAGCAUAAAUUGUGAAAAAGGUGGAAAAAAUAUGAAUGGAUCAAUUAGAAAUGCUUUGAGCGAGGGAAAUAUCUCUUUGGCGGGGCUCGAUUGCGUUUGGAAGAGUGCUUUGAUUAAAAAGGAAAAUGAUUGCGCAAAAAGGUUGUGGUUAGCGAACGAGGACAAAGCGAUGGUAUUGUCUUUGUAUACAAUAGGGACCAUUUUGUUCGGAGUUUUUUGCGCCGUUGGGUGCUUUUUAAUUGUCAGAAAGAACAAGAGGAUGGUGAAGGCCAACCAAAAGGUUGUGGUUGAAGGAAGAGACUCGAUUACGCUGCCUGGAGGUGAAGCUUGUCAAAGAGAUAAUAAAGGAGAAAUUGAUUAUUUUACGCCUAUUGAAGCUAAUGAGGGUAAUGAGUAUGAAUCGAUACAAGACGUGAGGAAAGAAGAAAGCAAGAGUGAUAAUUGCCCACCGCCGUUGCCACCGCAUCCGUUUCAUGGUGUGAAAUCCGUUUCUUUGUUGAUGGAAGGAAGUCACGGGAAACGGGAAGUUAUUGAUGAUUAUUUGUUGUAAUUUGGUGGUUAAUAAAUUGGUAUUGCAUUUAUUUUUGGUGGGAAUUUUGUUUUUUUUAUGGGGAAUGCUUCUUGAAUUGUUAUUUCUGGGAUGGUGAUUGCAUUUGAAGGGAGUUUAGCGGAGGUAUGUUAGUGUUCGAGGUAAUUUGCAUUUGAAGGUUUCAAGAUUGAAUAUACAGUUAUGGGUAAUUUGAAUUUUAGAUUCUGUUUUGGGAGUAAAUUUGUUGAAAUUUUUUGAAAUGUCAUUUUAGAAGAAAUACUAAAUC